CUUGCCUGUCAUCUGAAUCAAAGCCCAUGGUUUCACAAUUUUGCAGGAUUGAGGACUACUGCGAGCGAUCGUCACGGAUUGCAGACAGGCGAACGCUCUCUGCAGCCGUGUUUAAUUCAUGAACGUUAGUACUGAGGGACCAGCUAUUACACUGGGAUAUUUUACCUACUGGGAACUUCAACGCUGUAAAAUGUCGUAACGAGGAAUUGAAUAGUCAGAUUGUUAUUUGGGGCGGUCGUGUCUACAAAUCGCCGCGGCGGCUGCUCACUAGCCGAUUGCAUUAGGUCUUAAAUGAUAAGUGGGUUCGAAAGGUGUGUUAGAAAGAGACUAUCGUGGAGGAGCAGACCAUCAACCGCUGUGUUCGGUAUCUUUUGUGUUUUUUUUCCCUAAUAGACCAUGGCUCGUUGUGAAAUUCGUUGGAGGAAUUUGAGUGAAAACAAUUUACUUCCAGAGUUUCUCAAUGAAAUCUGAAGGACAGGAAUCCACCGGACUCGCAUGGGGUUAUUAUUAUACCUCCUCCGGGCUUUCCUUCUCCUCACCCCCCUGGUCGCUGGAACCUCGAACCCCAUCCAGGUUGGCAGGAACUACUCCGAAGCCUAUGAGGAGAUCCCUCUGCUGUGCAGGAAAGAAGAGCUAAGGUUCGGCCACUGCCUGGCGAACUGGCUGAAAUGCUACUAUAAGAAGGACUGUGGCAGGGAGCACAUGUUGAUGAAACUGAUCUGCUCAGGAAUGAGCUCGAACCAGAGCGGCCCGGCCCAUGAGUACCCAGACUGCAGGGAGGGGGGCAGCGAGGCCAGCCUGCUGGUGUCCCCGCUGGUGGUGGCGGGCAUCGUCAUCGGCCUGGUGCUCUUCCUCUCCUGCGUCACCAUCAUCGUGGGCAGCCUGCGCAAGGAUGGGCGUCUGCGCAACCCGCACAUGCGGGCCAGCUACGCUCCUGAUGGCUUUUCCUACGGCGGGUCUGUUGGAGAGCUGAGGUCAACAUGUAUUGAGGACUUCCCUCCGGCGUUCGACUUCGACUCCUAUGUAGAGACUCUGUCUCAAGUAAACGUGAUGUACCCAGACUCCCCACCCCUCUAUGAAGAGUGCGUGGGACCAGGUGCAACACAGAUAUACGUCCCCACAGACGACCCCCCGCCGUACUCAGUCACAGACCCGUGCCAGGGGGGGGACCUGCCAGGGACGCACGCUGGUGUGGAGAUGGACGAGCUGCCGGGCGGGGCCUCCUGGGUUAUGGGCGGAGUCUCCUCGCAGCACCCAAUCGGACUGCACGAGCUCAGGCAGCAGCCAAUCGCCUCCAUCUCCCUGUCGGCCCUCCCGUUGGAGGAGGUGCCACCUUACGAGGCGGUGGUGAGCGAACAGAACCGGCCCAUUCCCCUGAUCCCGACGGACCUGCUGAAACACGGGUCGUCAGACGGCAGCCCCCAGCAACCCGUCUCCAACAGAAUCCUGUAGGACGGACCCUGUUUUCCAACCAGGAUGUAACGUGUCAAAGCUCAACACCGCCCUUUGUCUUGAUUGGCUGAAGAGGAAAGGGGAGGUAUUACAUUAGUAAGUGUGUCAGCUGUGUUUGGGGACAGCGAUUCCCCACAGUGUUGGAACAAAUGGAGUAGCAUAGCUGUCUGGACCAAAGUCACACUGAAAGCACCACCGCAUUUCUGGGAUUGGCUGGGAUGCCUACCCUAGAACACACCCACCUCACUGCCCACCUCUAUCUCUACGUCCUCUCUCUCGGCACCAUGGACCACGGGCAUAGAAAUGCAGGAUUGCUGAGGAACUGAAGCUCUUUGGUCCUGGACAAACUCAUUUCAUCUUACAUGUUCUUGAUGUGUGUAACGUGCGAAUACACGUAUCGUUAUGUUUUCCUCUGUCACUUUAUUUUCUUUUUAGAUGACAUUGCAGGGACCAGAGCAAAACCCAGCACCAAUAGCACUUACAGUCUCACAUAGAUGUGUGGUUUUUGCAGCACUGAGUUUCUGUUUUAGUAGGUAUGGUAAAUAGAACAGCACUUUACUGAAAUUAAGGACGAACAUGGUUAGACAAGGAAGCAAUAGUGAAAUAAGAAGGAAACCUGGAGAACUGCAACAGAAGAUAUCACUCCCAUAAUUCCAUAUUCCCGCACUAAAUAAAAAUGUGUCUGUUUGUACAAGUCUCUGUACGACAUAUAUAAUAUUAUUUGUAAUAGAUGAGUAUGCCCAUAUAUUUUUAAAGCCAAAUUCUUAUUGAGUAUUUGAGAAGCAUUUUGUGAUUUCAGUUUUCAUUUGCACUGUUGAUGUGAUCACUGCUCUUUUUUAUGAAUACACUUGAUAUAGUUCUCCUGAACUAAAAAGCAAUGCCACGGCAGUAGCUGUUAUUUAAAGACAUUUUCUCUAAAGGCAUUUUACCUUGUUGGAUCCCCUAGCACAGCUGUUGAUGUGUCAGUUAGAUGAAUUGAGGAUGACCCUUUGCCAUCGUGUGCACUGUGGCGAAAAUUCCCGCUCGUCCUCCGCACCUCACAAUGACAAAACUGUGGUCAUCUUUUUUUAUUUUCCUCUGUCCACAUCCAAAAAUAUUCCUUAGAAAGCCAUGCAUCUUAACGUGUUGCUGUCUGUAAGUGACAAAGUCUGAUUAGAGCGCAUGGCUGCAAUACAGUACAGUAGACAACAUGCAAUAGAAAAACAGAAAUUAAUGUGUUUGUGGAAGCUGCUUCGAAGCAUCAAACACAGUGUUUUCGUGCGAAACUGGUGUGAGGAGCAAAAUUAAUGAACCUUUAAAAAGCCAUAUUUAAACAUAAAUACACAGAAGAGUAAAAAUAUGAAUAUAUGUAUAUCAAUGUGAGACAGCUCCAGUAAUGACAAAACUAGUAAGUGGCAACCCCAGUGUGCUGUGCUACUGUGGUACGAAGAGCAAUUUUUUACAGUUUAAAAAACCAUAUUU
Messenger RNA from Megalops cyprinoides (Indo-Pacific tarpon), 2913 nucleotides. Its product is annotated as protein BEAN1-like. The transcript is spliced from 6 exons. Lineage: Eukaryota; Metazoa; Chordata; Actinopteri; Elopiformes; Megalopidae. The coding region runs from base 496 to 1452 and encodes 318 amino acids. The record is from RefSeq and is a predicted model, not a curated record.